This is a messenger RNA of Gymnogyps californianus (California condor), 1363 nucleotides long. It is a transcript of the gene KDM8, whose product is annotated as lysine demethylase 8. The coding region runs from base 1 to 1251 and encodes 416 amino acids. Gene Ontology annotation, molecular function: histone H3K36 demethylase activity. The record is from RefSeq and is a predicted model, not a curated record. NCBI's taxonomy places the organism in Eukaryota, Metazoa, Chordata, Aves, Accipitriformes, Cathartidae. Gene Ontology annotation, cellular component: nucleus. The transcript has 7 exons.
AUGGCGGCGCCCAGCGGCGCGGAGGGCCCGGCCGCCGGCCCCGCGGCGGGCGGCGCGCUCUGGGCAGAGGUACGGGCGCUGCUGCCCGGCGCCGAGGAGGGGCUGACCUUGGCGCUGAGCGGCGAGGUGGAGGACUGCGUCCCGCCGCUCCUGCGGCGGGCCCGGGGGCUGCUGUACGGCGCGGCGGGCCGGCCCUGCGAGGCCGCGGCGCUGCGGCGCCUGGGCGACGUCCUGCGCGACUACGCCUGGGAGAAGCUGAACGCGGGGCCGUGGCGGGAGGUCCGCAAGGCCUGGCGGCAGGUCUACGCCUACGGCUGCCUCUUCGGGGCGCUGGCCGAGGUCGCCGCCGGCCGCCCGCUGGCGCCCGCCGUCCGCCUCUGCGACAUGGGGCUGCUCAUGGGCGCCUCCGUCCUGGACAACGUCCUCGCCCGCCUCGUCCGCGUCCUGCAGGCGCACCUGCCCCGCGCGAAGCGGCGCGCCGCAGCCGAGGGCAGCGCCAAGAGGGUCCGGAUUGACCCCCCUCCAGUCCCUGCUGUGCAGCCAGAAGAUGCCCUUCCACACCUUCACUGCCCUUCGCUGGAGCAUUUCAGAGACAACUACCUAAUUCCACAGAAGCCUGUGGUCUUAGAGGGGAUUAUGGACCACUGGCCGUGUAUGAAGAAGUGGAGUGUGGACUAUUUUUGUCAAGUCGCAGGGUGCCGCACAGUCCCUGUGGAACUGGGUAGCCGAUACACAGAUGAGGAGUGGUCUCAGAAGCUCAUGACUGUCAGUGACUUCAUCAACCAGUAUAUUGUGAAUGAGAACAGUGUAGGAUACCUUGCCCAGCACCAGCUUUUUGAUCAGAUCCCAGAAUUGAAAGAGGAUAUCAGUAUCCCUGACUACUGCUGCCUGGGGGAAGGGGAAGAAGAUGACAUCACUGUUAACGCUUGGUUUGGUCCAGAAGGCACUAUCUCACCUCUUCAUCAGGAUCCCCAGCAAAAUUUUUUAGCCCAGGUAUUUGGAAGAAAGUAUAUCCGUCUAUAUUCACCGGAAGAUUCAGAAAACCUGUACCCACAUGAAAGCCAAAUUCUUCACAACACUAGUCAGGUUGAUGUGGAAGAUCCUGACUUAGUUAAGUUUCCCAAUUUCAGAAGGGCUGCAUUUCAGUCCUGUAUUCUGAUGCCUGGACAGGUUCUGUUUAUUCCAGUUAAACAUUGGCACUAUGUACGAUCGCUUGAUAUCAGCUUCUCUGUCAGUUUCUGGUGGUCAUAGCUCUGAAGCAUACAUAAAGUCUGUUAGCAUUGUAAUAGGAAUUAAAAAUCAGAAAAAGGAGUGUCUGGUGUCUUCUCACAAGAGAAUUCUUUUCAAGCAUGAGAAUGUUCUU